This is a messenger RNA of Gracilinanus agilis (Agile Gracile Mouse Opossum), 857 nucleotides long. Its product is annotated as guanine nucleotide-binding protein G(t) subunit alpha-1. Gene Ontology annotation, cellular component: heterotrimeric G-protein complex. The annotation marks the transcript as partial. Gene Ontology annotation, biological process: adenylate cyclase-modulating G protein-coupled receptor signaling pathway. The record is from RefSeq and is a predicted model, not a curated record. Lineage: Eukaryota; Metazoa; Chordata; Mammalia; Didelphimorphia; Didelphidae. The transcript is spliced from 7 exons. Gene Ontology annotation, molecular function: G-protein beta/gamma-subunit complex binding; GTP binding; GTPase activity.
GGGCUGGAGAGUCUGGAAAAAGCACCAUCGUUAAGCAGAUGAAAAUUAUCCAUCAAGACGGUUACUCCCUAGAGGAGUGCCUGGAGUUUAUUGCUAUCAUUUAUGGCAAUACCCUGCAAUCCAUCCUGGCCAUUGUCCGGGCCAUGACAACUCUCAACAUCCAGUAUGGAGACUCAGCCAGACAAGAUGAUGCAAGGAAGUUGAUGCACAUGGCAGACACCAUUGAGGAAGGCACAAUGCCCAAGGAAAUGUCUGACAUCAUUCAGCGUCUGUGGAAGGACUCAGGCAUCCAGGCCUGCUUUGACAGAGCCUCUGAAUACCAGCUCAAUGACUCUGCAGGAUAUUACCUCUCAGACCUGGAGCGGCUGGUGACCCCUGGCUAUGUGCCCACUGAACAGGACGUGCUGAGGUCUCGAGUUAAGACAACAGGCAUCAUUGAGACCCAGUUCUCCUUCAAGGAUCUCAACUUCAGAAUGUUUGACGUGGGUGGUCAGCGCUCAGAGAGGAAGAAAUGGAUCCAUUGCUUUGAAGGCGUCACCUGCAUCAUCUUUAUUGCCGCUCUCAGCGCCUAUGACAUGGUGCUGGUGGAAGAUGAUGAAGUGAACCGGAUGCACGAGAGUCUCCAUCUAUUCAACAGCAUCUGUAACCAUCGUUACUUUGCCACAACCUCCAUUGUCUUGUUCCUUAACAAAAAGGACGUUUUCACUGAGAAGAUUAAGAAGGCCCAUCUCAGCAUCUGCUUCCCUGACUAUGAUGUCUCCAGUGUUCACCUUCCAUCUCGGGCCCUGCCCCUACCUGCCAUGUCCUGCCCCUCCGACCCUCGACCCUUCAUCCCCAUCCCCGAUCCGGUCCUCUAA